UCCUCCAUGUACUGUAGAUAGCAGCCCAGGUCUGGAAUUGAAGCAGUGCUGACAGAAGUAGUAAACACUUUGCCUUCAAAUUAUUUUAAGAUACAAUAUUUUUGUUUCUUACACAUUAAGCUGUUGUAAUAAAAAGCAAUCAGAAUUUAAAAAAAAAUAAUUUAAUUUACUUUUGCGAAUGCAGUAUCUUCCACAGACUUGUUGGGGGAACACGCCAAUAGUAGAAAUUUAAAUAAACGUGUUAUAUUUGGUAAAAAGAUUGAGUUUAAUCUUAAUAAUAAUCAGCAAAGGUAUCAUUGUAAGCUAGAGACUACUUCAAGAAAAUACAUUUGAAAAGGUCACUAAUAUAACAAAUAAACUUGCUGCCCAUAAGUGAGCAACCAUCUUACAAUCUUGACAAAUGACCUUCCUCAAUAAAGUUUUUAAAGGGUUUUGGGCUUAACUAAAUAAUUAUUUUAAAAAGCAAAUCUAAAUUCACUGCACAAAGUAUUCCCCAAAUCACGUGAAAAUAAAAGGGCUCGCAGGAAUAUUAGUCCAUUCAUUUCUGUCUAGGACAAUUUAUCACAAUGACGAGCUUUUCACAAUGAUCAGAACAAUUGAUUUUUAGCAAACACUGCCUACAAUCCUUCCUAUCAAAAUGUUUGGACCUUAACUAUUACUUCUGUGUGGCCAUCUGUUGGAAACAAACCAGAGAUCCUUGAGUUCUCUGAUAGCGCACUGUAAGAAUUUAUCCGAGCCCCUGGGUGAGGAAAGGGGAAGUUAUCUGUGGGGAAAUGAUCAAUUAUGUAAUUCUCUUCAGAUAACUUUAAAAAUUCCUCCACACGUACGAUUUCUUUCGUAUUUCAAGACAAAUUAAAAGUGUUUUGGACGUCGCCCUAGAUAUGGGCGUUUCCUAAACAAAUUUAAACAAUUUAAUAAACAUGUAACAUCUGACGGUUUUUAAAAUUAUAUUACGCUUUCCAGAGAAGACUUGACACCUUGUUGUCAUUACAAUUACAAAAGACGGUGCCUAAAUACCGGCGUCAUUCCAAAUUAACACCGGGGACACACACUCUUGAUCCAAUACACAAUUUUGUAGUUACUACUUCUCAUUCACCUGAUGUGUAUUCACUAGUUAAUCUUGGGAGUCCGUCGUAUCCCUCUUUUAAUAAGUUUAUAUCAUUUUUACGAUGGUAUAAAAGCUCACACUUUUCAUGUUUUCAGGAAUUCCACAACGAUUCCUUUUGUUGUGAUGUAUUUUCAAAUCAUGCGUCUUUGAACUGCUAAAAAUGUGUUAACAGGUGAAAGAAACGGCUUCGUUUUUCUUCCAUUAACUCCCCUAAUUAAAACAUCUAAAGAGCUAAGACUUUCUUAGACCUAUUAGACUGCAUCUUUUCGUGAUAUUUCAUUGCACCUUCCAAUGUGUAGAUUAAUGCAACCUGUUAUUUACUGAUAUAAUUUUCUACAGACUUGGGUAAAGAAUAACUCCAGUAUCCUACUAUGGUUGAGCCCCGGGAUUGGCUGUAUGACACAAGAAGAUUUUAAUCCCGCCCAUUUUGAUUUUUUUCUGAGUCAAGCUGUGCUGGGGGGAAAGUAUCCCACCAGAACUGUCUGUGCCUGAACCCCUCUUUACAUUAUGCAUGUUCACCAGAGAUUACGUGAGAGCUUUUCGAUAAAACGCAAAUCACCGAUACAAAAGCUAUCACUUACGAGUCGGAGAUAAAACAAGCUGGAUGAAGCACUCUCUUACACUGUGAAGGUUGGGACAAGAGCUCUAACCGAAGCCCAUCUGACAGAGGGGUAGAAGGAAUACUGUAAUAUAAGGGUUGCUUUCUAAAUAAGGCGGAUAAUCAUGCAUCUUGUGUUUUGGGCACUGGGAUUUUUAACACUACUCCCAAACUUCUUGAAUGUAGCAGCAACAACUACAGGGAAACCCAUCUUAAAUGCAAGACAAGCAAAACUGCUGGAGCAGCUGAGUGUGUUUGAGAUAGUGACUCCUGAAAGGGUGAAUGAAUCUGGCGAGGCAGUGCCCACAAGCAUGCACUUCAAAAGGAGAAAACGGAGCAUUGAUAGCUCAGGCAACCUCAUUGAUCCCUGGGCCACGUCUGAAUCGCAAAUUCAUUACAGAAUAUCGGCUUUUGGACAGCAUUUUCACCUUAACCUCACACCCGACUCUGGAUUUGUUGCACCCUCCUACACGGUCACGUUACUGGGAGUACUCAGAAAUAACCGUACGGAUUUUUCAUCAGAUGGGGAAGAAGAAGAAGAUACCGAUUACAAGCACUGUUUCUAUAAAGGGCACGUAAACGCAAAACUAGAACACGCUGCAAUCAUUAGCCUCUGUUCAGGAUUGCUUGGCACUUUUAGGUCUCCUGAAGGGGAAUAUUUUGUAGAACCUCUCCACAGCUACAAUGGGAAAUACUAUGAAGAAGAACACAACAAACCUCAUCUUGUCUACAGAAAGGAUGCUCCUGUGAAAAAAACAGCAGGAGACAUAAAUACGUGUGAUGUUUCAGGACACAAACAUAGACAUAGAAGAUUUAAAGGAAAACUGAAGAAAGGACAUCCAGGCAGUAUGUUUGAAGAUUUGGAAACUUUACGAGGAAGGAUACCUACAGGUGACCUGGUCACAGGCGAGAAGAAAUGGAAAGGCAACCAUACCUCUGACUCAGGAGCCCACAGGAGAUCAAAACGUUUUCUCUCAUACCCUCGAUUUGUUGAAGUCAUGGUGGUGGCAGACAACAAGAUGGUUGACCAUCACGGGAAUAACCUUCAGCACUACAUUCUGACAUUAAUGUCUAUUGUAUCUUCUAUUUAUAAAGAUCCGAGCAUUGGAAAUCUUAUUAAUGUUGUCGUUGUGAAGUUAGUUAUUAUAACAAAUGAACUGGAUGGUCCUAUAAUCUCAUUUAAUGCACAGACCACUUUAAAGAACUUCUGCAUCUGGCAGCAAACUCAGAAUCAGCCUGACGAAAACCACCUUUCUCAUCAUGACACUGCUAUCCUCAUAACAAGACAGGACAUUUGCAGGGCACGUGAUAAAUGUGAUACAUUGGGGUUAGCAGAAUUAGGCACUGUGUGUGACCCUUACAGGAGUUGUUCCAUCAGCGAAGAUAAUGGAUUAAGCACAGCGUUUACAAUAGCACAUGAACUCGGUCAUGUGUUUAACAUGCCUCAUGAUGACAGUAACAAAUGUAAAGAAGAUGGUGUGAAAAACCAACAGCAUGUAAUGGCACCGACACUUACCUACUAUACGAACCCGUGGAUGUGGUCGAAAUGCAGCAGAAAAUACAUAACAGAAUUUCUUGAUACAGGGUAUGGUGAAUGCCUGCUUGAUGAGCCAGUAUCUAGACCAUAUUAUCUGCCUCAGCAACUUCCUGGACGCUUAUACAGUGUUAAUAGACAAUGUGAAUUAAUUUUUGGACCUGGAACACAGGUGUGCCCGUACAUGACGCAGUGCCGGAGGCUGUGGUGCACGAGUCCUGACGGGGUGCAGAGAGGAUGUCGCACUCACCACAUGCCCUGGGCGGACGGCACAGAGUGUUCCCCAGGAAAGCAUUGCAGACAUGGGCUGUGUAUUGCAAAGGAGCAUGAUGCCCCACCAGUUGAAGGAGCCUGGGGAGCGUGGAGUCCUUUUGGAACCUGUUCCCGAACCUGUGGGGGUGGCAUAAAGAUUGCAGUCAGAGAAUGCAACCGACCAGUGCCGAGAAAUGGUGGCAAAUACUGUGUGGGGCGCAGAAUGAAGUUCCGCUCCUGCAGCUCUGAGCCUUGUUCCAAGCAAAAGAAAGACUUCAGGGAAGAGCAGUGUGGUGCCUUUGACAGGAGGCAUUUCAACAUUAACGGUCUACCUCCAAAUGUGCGUUGGGUUCCAAAGUACAGUGGAAUUUUGAUGAAAGACCGCUGCAAGCUGUUUUGCAGAGUUGCUGGAAGUACAGCCUAUUAUCAACUCAGGGACAGAGUUAUAGAUGGCACCCCUUGUGGGCCAGACACUAAUGACAUCUGCGUCCAAGGUCUUUGUCGGCAAGCUGGCUGUGAUCACGUUCUGAAUUCAAAAGCAAGGAGAGAUAAGUGUGGCGUUUGCGGUGGUGAUAAUUCUUCAUGUAAAACAGUUGCAGGAACAUUCAAUACCGUCCAUUAUGGAUAUAAUGUUGUUGUACGAAUCCCAAGUGGUGCUACAAACAUAGACGUGCGACAGCACAGCUAUUCAGGGAAACCAGAAGAUGACAACUACCUUGCCAUUUCUAACAGUCGUGAAGAAUACCUGCUUAAUGGGGAGUUUGUUGUAAGCAUGUUUAAAAGGGAAAUUAAAGUGGGAAAUGCUGUAAUUGAAUAUACUGGCUCUGAUAACGCUGUAGAAAGAAUUAACUGCACUGGCCGCAUCGAGGAAGAGAUUGUUGUUCAGGUUUUAUCUGUGGGUAAUUUAUACAACCCUGAUGUGAGGUACACAUUUAAUAUUCCAAUUGAAGACAAACCACAGCAGUUUUUCUGGGAUUCUUACGGCCCCUGGCAGGAGUGUUCCAGGCUUUGCCAAGGUGAACGCAAGAGAAAGGUUCUCUGCAGCAGAGAGUCUGACCGGGUGGUCGUCUCUGAUCAGAGAUGUCACGGGUCUCCACUGCCCCCGCUGAUAACUGAGCCAUGCAAUAUGGAAUGUGACCUCAGGUGGCACAUUGCGAGGAAAAGUGAAUGCACAGCUCAGUGUGGGAUAGGCUAUCGCACACUAGAAAUUUACUGUGCAAAGCACAUCCGCACAGCAGUGAAAAUGGAGAAAGUGGAUGACCGAUACUGUGACAGUCAAGAAAAGCCUAAUAACAAAGAGGAGUGCCGCGGAGACUGUAACCCUGGAGGCUGGGAAUAUUCCCCUUGGACAGAAUGCUCCAAAAGCUGUGGAGGUGGCACGAGACGCCGAGCAGCAAAGUGCGGCAAAUCUACAGAGGCUGGUCACGACGAGAGCAGGUGCAGUCAGUGGGAGAAGCUCACUGUCCAGCCUUGCAAUGAAUUUCUGUGCCCACAGUGGAAAACUGGAGAGUGGUCAGAAUGCCUAGUGACAUGUGGUAAAGGAUACAAGCAUCGUCAGACAUGGUGUCAGUUUGGAGAAGACAGACUAGAUGACAGAUUUUGUGAUUCGUCGAAGCCAGAGUCAGUACAAGCAUGUCAACAGCAGGAGUGUGCUUCAUGGCAAGUUGGACCAUGGGGACAGUGCACCACCACAUGUGGUCCAGGUUAUCAAAUGAGGGCAGUUAAAUGCGUGGUUGGCUCUUAUGGUUCUGUGAUGGAUGACUCUGAAUGUAAUGCAGCUACCAGGCCCACUGAUUCUCAGGAUUGUGAAGUAACACCCUGUCCUGUUGUGCGUCCCGUUGUUCCAGAAACCAAAGUGCCUACUCAUGGUCACAGAACCCAGUGGCGGUUUGGAUCCUGGACUCAGUGCAGUGUGACAUGUGGGAAGGGUACCAGGAUGCGCUAUGUCAGCUGCAGGGACUACCAGGGUGGGGUAGCUGAGGAGUCGGCCUGUGCUCACCUGCCCAAACCCCCUGCCAGAGAGACCUGCUCCGUCGUGUCUUGUGGGCAAUGGAAAGUACUGGAAUGGACCUCGUGCUCUGUGACUUGUGGUCAAGGGAAGGCGACGAGACAAGUAGUUUGCGUGAACUUCAGUGAUCAGGUUGUGGACGUGAGUGAGUGUGAUCCAGACGACCGUCCAGCUGUGGAGCAGGACUGUGCCAUGCCCCAGUGUCCUACACGCUCCAGUGACCAAGGGAAAUUUCCCACCAAUCCAGACUCCCGCAUUAAGGCUUCAUCACCAGGGAAUUCUAUUCGCAAUGCUGGUCGAAUGCAUAUCCACGGAUCUCACCAGUGGAGAACAGGACCCUGGGGAGCAUGUUCAAGUACUUGCGCAGGAGGAUUCCAGCGCCGUGUUGUUGUCUGUCAGGAUGAGAAUGGGUACGCAGCUGUGAACUGUGAUGGUACAACGAAACCCAUAGAGCAGCGAUCAUGUGAAUCUGGCCCCUGUCCGCAGUGGGCUUAUGGUAACUGGGGAGAGUGUACCAAGACCUGUGGUGGGGGAAUAAAGACCAGGCUUGUGGUGUGUCAGCGGCCCAAUGGCGAACGUUUCAAUGACCUGAGCUGUGAGAUUCUGGACAAACCACCAGAUCGGGAGCAGUGCAAUACUCAAGCCUGUCCCUCCGACCCACACUGGAACACCAACCCUUGGAGUUUGUGCUCUGUGUCUUGUGGAAAAGGAUACAAAUUCCGCAGGGUUACUUGCAUAAGCAAGUCUGGGAAGCCCAUGCCAGAUGAGAGCUGUGAACACCUGGCCAAGCCAAGCAAGCAGAGGAGGUGCAGAGGGGGAAGAUGCCCAAAAUGGAAAGCAGGAAGCUGGGGACAGUGCUCGGUGUCCUGUGGGAGAGGCGUUCAGCAGCGAGACGUUUUCUGCCAGAAUGGGACCCAGAGGAGCUCACGGGAGUCGGAGUGCUCCCUUUCUGCCCAGCCACCGGCCACUCAGCCUUGCGAGGCCGGCGCCUGCCCCUCUGUGUACAGGUGGAGGGAGGGGGAGUGGGAAGACUGCAGUAAAAGCUGUGGCUCUGGAAGCAGACGACGACAAGUGUUCUGUGUAGAUCAGGCUGAAGAGGAGGCACACGACAUGCACUGCAGUUCACAAGCGAAGCCUCUGGACAUUAAAACCUGUAACACACACCCCUGCGAGUACAUCUGGAUUACUGGGGAGUGGUCUGAGUGUUCAGUGAGCUGUGGACAGGGGUACCAGAGAAGGCUGGUGUCGUGCAGUGAAGUCCACAGUGGAAAGGACCAUUACGAAUAUGGGUAUCAGUCUUCUAACUGUCCUGGAGCUCCACCAGCCAGCAUUCAGAUCUGCCAUUCUGUCAGCUGCCCUGUGGCUCAUGCCUGGAGAGUCGGAAACUGGGGACCUUGCUCAGCCACUUGUGGAGAAGGAGUGGCAGAGAGGACCGUUAGGUGUUUGACUGACGAUGGUCAAAUUAGUGAGUUGUGUCCACUUGACACAAAGCCAGAGGAGAGACAAACGUGCCACAGUCCCGCCUGCGAGUUACCUGGGAGCUGCAGUGAGGUGCAGAGGCUGAAUGGUUUAAUGGAAGAUGGGGAACAUUAUAUCAAUAUACAAGGAAAAGCACUAAAGAUUUACUGUGCAGGAAUGCAGACAGGCAGUCCAAUGGAGUACAUAACACUGGUAGCAGGCGAUGCAGAAAAUUUUUCUGAAGUCUUUGGCUUUAGGCUCAUGAAUCCAACGGAGUGUCCGUAUAAUGGCAGCAGACGAGAAGAUUGCCGUUGUCGGAGAGAUUACACUGCAGCCGGUCUCACUACGUUCCGCAAAGUGAGGUUGGAUCUCAACAAAAUGCAGAUUAUAACAACAGACUGGCAGUUUGCGUCUACAAAUGAGGGUCACCACGUUCCAUUCGCCACAGCGGGAGACUGCUACAGUGCGGCCAGGUGUCCACAGGGUCGAUUCAGUAUUAACCUGUCAGGAACAGGAUUUCAUGUGGCUGAAGACACCAAAUGGGUUUCCCAAGGCAACUAUCCUAUUGCUGACAUACAUAAAUCGCAGGAUGGCAGCAGAGUUACAGGAAAAUGUGGAGGGUAUUGUGGAAAAUGCACACCAUCUUCUGGAUCAGUCUUCCACAUUAAAGUGAUUUAAAUUCAGGAAAAUCCAAAGGUUAUCUACAAGAGGUGCUACACAAUGAAGACAUUUUGAAUUACCUCUAGUAUCUGUAAUGUGUAAAUAUGGAACAAAGGAAAUGGCACUGAUGACCAGCACACAGUCUUCACUUGUACGUGGAUAUGCAGCUGCAAACGUGAAAUAGUAGGAUAGAGGAGAGACACCCAGAAAUGACCUUCUAAACCUAAGUUUAUGGACCUCAGUGAGAAAACAGGAGAAAGACAGCUGGGGCCUCAUUUGCAAAGAUGUAGUAAACAUCUACAGAACGGGACGUUCAGGUGGGGAGCUGGAUCAGCAUGUGUUGACUGCAAAGGAGCAAGUAAAUGUUAAUUCCACACUGGAAAAUAGAAGAAACACAAUGUUUUAGCUAUUAAACUUUCUUCAAAUGACACCUGAGGGUACAGCAGCCAGAAACGUUUCUUCUUUCUACUUUUCAGCUUGGAACAAACCUUUACUUAUUCAUCUACAAAAGAAGCAUAUCAGCAGGACUCCGUUAGAUGUGCGCAUGAAAUAGAAGUUAGUAUUCACAAUGGGGUGUGCCCCUCACAUAGCUCCAUGCAAUGGAAAUCAUUAGCACAGCUAUAAGCGUCUCAGUCAUGUACCUUAAGCACAAAGCCAUAUGGGAAGCCAUUCCUUAACAGGAGGUACAAGAUGAUAAACACAAAGACAAUGAGCGCUCAUGUGUGAUGGCUCCUUACAUGGGCCCCACCACUCAGGAAGAUCAUAAAAUAUUAAAAAUAAUGUUAACAAGUUAUGUAUUUGCAGAACAAUUCCAGGUUAUCAAAGUUCUGAACUUUUUUCUUUCCCUUUACUCUUAUAAUAGUUAUUUUCUGCUAGUGGAAAUAUGAGAAGGGCAGCAGAGUAGCGGAUUAGUCAGUGUUUAAACACAGAGACCCUGAGUUCAAUUAAGGACAUGAGGUGCAAUUUGUUUGCAUGGGUUUUCUCUAGGUCCUCUGGUUUCCUCCCAUAAUCCAAAGAAAUACUGGAGGGUUAA
This is a messenger RNA of Lepisosteus oculatus (spotted gar), 8651 nucleotides long. The record is from RefSeq and is a predicted model, not a curated record. Lineage: Eukaryota; Metazoa; Chordata; Actinopteri; Semionotiformes; Lepisosteidae.